Suillus paluster is the source of this 2325-nucleotide messenger RNA. RefSeq lists its product as uncharacterized. The coding region runs from base 242 to 2242 and encodes 666 amino acids. Lineage: Eukaryota; Fungi; Basidiomycota; Agaricomycetes; Boletales; Suillaceae. The record is from RefSeq and is a predicted model, not a curated record. The transcript has 5 exons.
UAGACCUGGGCACGUCCAUUUGAAUCAUUAUGUCAUGAACGAUCUUAACAUAUGCAUAUGCGUCUAGAUCUAAAUAUUCUGACUCGGAUUCGGUACGCAACAGAAGGGCCCCAUUUUCAUAGGGUCGAGUGCUAUAUCGAUGGCGUACUCGUUGCGCAACACGUUCACUAGCACCAGAUCACCAAUCUGAUGCGUAAAAUGCCACUGUAAAACUAGUUUCACUUAACCCGGCUAUCUUGUCAUGUCUUCCAACGAACUCAAGAAUAUCUUAGACGACUUGAGCAAAGGGUCUUUCGAUUCUGUAGCCCAAGCCACCCUCUUUGCUUUGAGGGAUAGCUGUACCUUUCCCCAGGUCUAUCAAAUCACAGUCGCGCUCUAUGGUGUCGUAGAUGCAGUUCAUCUCCAGCAAGUCAAGCGCGGCCUCAUCACUGAGCCCGCGCAGCAAGCUUUGGCUUUGCGGGGCCUAGCAUCCUUUAUGCCAUUCUGGCUUGGCCGCUCCGUCUACACUGCCAGAAUGGUUAACACGCUCUCUACUCGCUGGCCUAUCAUCCGGGAAUGGCUGCUUUUCUUCGGGUCAGAUUAUGUGUACAAAGAAAGCGUCGAAAAAAACAUGCGUAUCCUCGCCAAGCGAGCGAUCGUCGACUUCCUAGGCAUCUGCAGGGAUGAUACGCUUGGGGACAUGCUUCCCACUAUCAUCUCUAGUCCCGGAAUCGUAUCCCUGUUGUUUGGUAUGUGGGACUUGGAAACAAGGGAUCGUCUUUUCAGCACUUGCGUGCAAGACGACAGCGUCCCUGGUCCUCCUCCGAUGAUUCGCACUUCAGCCAUUCUGGACUCCUGGAUGUGUACGUUUUCUGAGAAGGAGAGCUGGAAUUGGCAUGAAAUCAUGCGCCCAUUCAACAAUGACGGAGCAAGAAUCGCUGCCACGGCUCUUGAUCAUCUGGAGCACGACCUUGCACAGCACCCCAUUGAUUACGACUUGAUCAUCUGGGAUAUCCACCUCCUGACUUCCCUUUCCGUAAACAAUUCAAUUCGCAUUCCGUUGCUUAUGCAACACUCAAUUCAAAAAGCAGCAGGCGUUAUUACCAUCAUGGUAUCCCAGCGGCCCCCCAUCAAGCAGCGCCGCUUAGUUGCCAAGGCUAUUUCGUACGCCUGUUGGUACAUCAGGGCGUACGUGGAAGAGACAGACGGCAUACCCUGGAUUUGUGAGGUCUUGGAGGCGGGCCUGCUGCCCUCGCUGCUAGCGGUCGAGCCCUGGCUAAAACAACUCAAGGAUGAUAACAACGAAGACUGGGAGCCACUCUGGCUCCUUCUCUCAAACAUUUUCCCCAAGUAUGCGAUUUUUCGUUCCGUACUUAAAGUGAUGGGUCGGUCCAUCAAGGCCCUCAACGUCUCUAAGCCGGUGGAUAGGCUGAAGACGGAUAGUCCACUGCACAAAUAUUGGCACACAUUGGAGGGAUUCGUAAUGGAACGACUUAGCUUGUUGGAGACUGAUGACGUUGAUGAGGCACAUGUCGACUCUUGUCAAAGCUCGAAGUGCAAUAGAUCCGGACCAGCAGGCACCUACAAGCGCUGCGCUGGUUGCCUUCACGUGCAUUACUGCAGCAGGGAGUGUCAGAUUUAUGAUUGGAAACAAGGCGGCCAUCAAACGUAUUGUCGCGGGAUACAAGCUCGCCGAGCCAAAGGAAUCAUGUCCCGUAUUUCCACUCGUGAUCUCCGUUUUCUCGAUCGCGUCAUUGCGUCUGAUCUCUCGUAUCACAACGAGCAAAUCUCCAGGGCAGCGGUAAAGUAUGCUCCGGAGCCCGCUGUCGUCGAGAUUGAUUAUACCUGCAUCCCUUUCCGCAUCGGUGUCGGUUCUACGGCAUCGCUCCCUGUGCCAGACACCUGCAAAUGCGACAAGCUGAUGCAGCAAAAAUGGGAUACCAUGGUGGAGCUGGCAUUGAACAGCAAAACGCCUGGGCAGAAGCUUCUGAUUCGCGCCUUCAUUCCAUGCGGAUCUGCGCCGAAAGUGAAGUUGCAGUUGAUCCCAAUCAAACGCAUCCUCCCCGGUUAUGACCCGAGCCAGGACCAAGAUCCUGCCGAAGCUGGUGAUACUUUUGAUCACUUGUAUUCUUGCGCCGGGAUUUCUUUCACCAUCAUUGACCAAUCAUACCCUGUGGAGACUCUUAAGCUCAUGAGCAAGGAGAUGGACAUGUUAGCCAUCGGAGGAAAGGAGGAUACCACUGAUCCGGGUCAGUCGGCUUGAAGGGUCUUGGAUACUCUUGUAGAUAGCACAUAGGAAAUCAUGUAUCUCACACUAGCAUUUACUCACUUUGAUUCCUUCCAUCA